UAUCUGUGUGUGUCGAAGAGAAACACGUGUGUGUCAGCUAACUAUUAAAGUAACGUUUUACAUUGUUAUAUUAGAAUCUUCCCAUAUUCUCUGAAUAUGGGAUUAAUGACUCGGAUAUAUAAUAACAACUUUGUGAGGUGGAAUUAUUAAAGACCUGACUCCAUAACAAGCGAACUCCAAGCCACGACUAAAUGACAGGAUGACCGAUGCAUUCAGCAGCAACUCUGAUGCGGUCCUCCAGCGUGGAGUGGACGUGACGUCAGGGAGUGAUGCUCCCUUAGAAAACGUAGAGGAGCAGUACCAGAUUAAAAGAACCUGCGACUUCAUUAAUAACAAUGGUUUCAAAAAGGUUGCACUACAGUUCCCAGAUGAAGUGCUGGUGCAUUCUGUUCCCAUUGCCACAGAGAUCGAGAAAAGUACGUCAGCCAAGCUGUUCGUACUGGGAGACACAUCCUAUGGCAGCUGCUGUGUGGACGAGGUGGCGGCGGAGCACGUGGGGGCCGACUGCAUCGUGCACUACGGCCGGGCCUGCCUCAGCCCCACCACGCGCCUGCCGCUCAUCUAUGUUUUCGAGCGGCGGCCCCUGGACCUUGAGAAGUGUGCCGCUGCCUUCAGGGAGCUGUACCCCGACACGCAGAGCCACGUGGUCGUGCUGUACGACGUCAACUACGCUCACGCCAUCGACGACCUCCAGGCGCUCCUCACGCCCUCCUACCCCAACAUGGUCGUCUCCACGCUCGUCCUCGACCACUGCCACGGUCACAGCGAGCCGCCGCCGGCGGGGCCAGGGGACCCCGGGGUGGUCCGCGAGUUCGGCCGGCGCUGCGUCCUGAAGGCGGGCCUGGGCGUGCGGGACUACAGCGUUUUCUUCGUGGGCCCCGAGGGCGCGGUGCUGCGCAACUUCAUGAUGACCUGGAACCGCGUCCGCUUCUCGGCCUUCCAGCCCGCCACCUCGGCCAGCCGCGCCGAGUCGCCCGCCGUCAACCGCGCGCUGAUGAAGCGCUACUACGCCAUCGAGCGGGCCAAGGACGCGGGCGUGGUGGGCAUCCUGGUGGGCACCCUGGGCGUGGCCGACUACCUGGCCAUCAUCACGCAGCUGAAGGAGACCGUCCGCCGGGCGGGCAAGAAGAGCUACAUGUUCGCCAUGGGCAAGCUCAACGUGGCCAAGCUGGCCAACUUCCAGGAGAUCGACGUGUUCGUGCUGAUCGCCUGCCCCGAGAACUCGCUGCUGGAGCACGGCGACUUCUACAAGCCCGUGGUCACGCCCUUCGAGAUGGAGGUGGCCUGCAACCGCGGCCGCGAGUGGUCCGAGGACUACGUCACCGACUUCCGCAACCUCCUGCCAGGUGGGCAGAACCACGUGGCGCUGGGCAGUGAGCAGGAGGCGGGAGAGGAGACGGACGUGUCCCUGAUCACUGGGGCGCUGCGGAAGCACGGCCUGUGGUCUGAAGAGGCAGCGGUGCCCUCUGACGACCCCUCCUCCCUGGUCCUGAGGAACCAGAACCUCACCGUGGCCCAAACCCACACAGCAGCGUCCUACCUGGCGGGCCGCAGCUGGCAGGGCCUGGAGAGGAAGCUGGGAGAGACGGCGGUGACCAAGGCCGUGGAGGGCCGGAGGGGCAUCGCCAUCGCCUACGAGGGCGAAGGGAAGUCCUCGUGAUGACUCGCCCCGGUCAGAUCCACCACAGGCCUUAUUUAACCACCGCUGGUUCACCUCCAUGCAACAAGCCGCUCACACAUGAUUGGACCGUUGUUUUAUGCACAUGUUUUAUUCAUAUUGUAAAUGAUGGUAGCACAAUGUGAUGGCUAUCUACACUGGGGAGUCUGUGCCCAGUCCCGCCCACAAUUGACUGUUCUAUCAAACACUUACAAAGCUGUUUCAGGACCACUUAUUCAAAUAAAUCCCUGUAGACCGAGCAAAGAAGCCAUAGUUUAUUGUUUAACACAUGCGUGUUGUUUCAAUACAACGGCUGUGCUUGUGACCAUGGUAUAAAUUGAGAAAUAAGUUAAUGCAAAUAAUAUGCCAGACAGCUCCCCGACAGAGCCCUGUUUGAGCAGAUAAGCUUCGAGGACAUGGAGUACAAAUUCCAUAGAAAAUAUAUAAAUGGGUUCACUCAGUUGAGUCAUGUUAAAGGUAUAUGUAUUGCAAACAAUUAGUCAUUUAUUUAUUUGUCCAAAGUAACUCAAAAUAAGUGCAUUCAGGCAUGUAUAUACAACCCAAAUGUUGCAAGAAUCAUGUGAGUACAUAAAAUGUAUCAAAUAGGCGAAUUGCUUCCAGUGCUACAAUCACUUUCCAAACGGUGAGCACGCAGCAACGACACAGCAACUGGUUAUAAGGCAUCCACCGGAGCUUCCACAUAGGCUGCAGGGAAUAUACCAGUACUUCCUUUACACUCCCCUUCAAACCAGUCCCGGUUCACUAAAGAAAUGGAACAAUUAAUAGUGAUUAAAACGUCACUCCUUUUUUAUCCAGGAUGAACAAAGUUUUUCCCAUGGCGGCGAGUUUGUAUGCGCUACCUUUAGUGAGGAGUAGGAUGCUGUCCCCCUGGUUAAAGCUGAGGUCCUCUGGAUUCUGGGACUCGUAGGAGUAUAGCGCCACAACAUGAAUCGGCACCCCUGGGCUCUCUUUCACUGGCUAGCAACACAAAACGGGAACGGUUAGUUCACACCUCGUCAACCCUUCAGGCCCGGCAACCCUGAGUCCCCCUAAAACAGGAGCUAGUGAGGAGCGAUGCUCAGCCUGAUGAAGGCGCCUCCCACCUCCUCUUUGGGGAUACACCACAGAGUGAUGCGCCCACAGUUGGCACUGCUCCAGACCCCCUGCAUGUCUGUGCUGGCGUCCAUUACCGUCAGUCCAGCCGCUGGGGACGUGCAACUGCAGUACACAAAAAGGAUCACGCGAUUUGAAUGUUUGUGUUAAAUGGAUACAGGCUCAUUUCCAAACGGAGAGCAUUGUUGCAUACAUCAGUUUGUGAUUAUAUUUAUUCUCAUCACUGCUGCAUAUUUCAUUUCGAAUGUUUGUACCCUGUAAGUGAUUUGGCUACAGGCAAUACAAGUCUGGAUCCUAUGAAUAUAUUUAGUAUUUAUAAUCAAAUACACAUUUUCUUAAACUGAUGACAAACUGAUAAUUUUACUUUAAACAUGUUUUGAAAUUCUCUCUGUAAAGUUGUGGAAACAGCCAUUUCAGCAAUUCUGACGUCAAUCACCUCAAGGUGAUGUAAUACCUUAAGGUGACGUAAUACCUUAAGGUGACAUCCUCCGCUGGCAGCUUCAGUUUCUUGCUGACCCGCUCCACCAGUGCAGUGAAGGGAGAACCGUAGUCUAUAUAGAGCGCUAGGUUGAAUUUGUAAUGCACUUUCACAAGGCAUGCCGAUUCUUCACCGUCUUCCGCAGUCUAAUCAGAGAGCGAGACCCAUAUCAGUUCUGAGGCAAGCACGCAUUACUUUAUUUUCGACCUAGAGAAAAAGGUGCUGGUCAAAUGACGGGUGAAGAUGCGAUUUGAUUUGGCGUACCUCAGAGUUUUUGGUGUCUUCGUUGUUCUUACUGGGUGUCGGGACUUAAGAAGUACAGCUGGUUAACUUAAGAGUAUUAACAUUAGGAAACUAUCCAGUCCAACAAACCGUGUUGUUGUGUUUUGCAUGUUUAAAGUAUACCUUGUUCAGUUUCCGGUCGAGUGGGUGCCUUUCGCCUUGGAAGGUCUGCUAAAUAAAUGAUUUGGGAGUUGCCAUCCUACACAGAGACAAAUUAAUUGAUAUGCACUUAAAAAAACUUGAAAUGAAUAGCUACACCUGGCAUGGCAGCGCAGAGACUGUAACAUUGUGCACAAUUAAAAUAAAAACAUGCGCAAACUGCA
This is a messenger RNA of Gadus macrocephalus (Pacific cod), 3853 nucleotides long. RefSeq names its product diphthamide biosynthesis 2 (gene dph2). Gene Ontology annotation, molecular function: 2-(3-amino-3-carboxypropyl)histidine synthase activity. Bases 200 to 1660 code for a protein of 486 amino acids. The transcript has 7 exons. The record is from RefSeq and is a predicted model, not a curated record. Gene Ontology annotation, biological process: protein histidyl modification to diphthamide. Lineage: Eukaryota; Metazoa; Chordata; Actinopteri; Gadiformes; Gadidae.